This is a messenger RNA of Plectropomus leopardus (leopard coralgrouper), 523 nucleotides long. The record is from RefSeq and is a predicted model, not a curated record. NCBI's taxonomy places the organism in Eukaryota, Metazoa, Chordata, Actinopteri, Perciformes, Serranidae.
AGUUAUGGAGCUGCAAGUUCAGUCUUUUCAGGAAAACAGAAUUUCCCCUCUCUCCUGCGUACAGUGCAUCCCAAUAAAGACGUAAUUAAAGUGAUUGUUAAGCUUGUGCAACACUUCAGCUGGCGCUGGGUUUCUUUCCUUUACGUUGAUGAUGACUAUGGCAAAGAUGGCCAGGACUUGUUCAUCAAGAGGAUUAAGGACACUGAGAUCUGCCUUGCAUACACCAAAAGCCUGAAUCAAUCUACAAAUCACUCUCAAAUAUUCAAACAAAUAGAAGCACAGAGGAUAGGUGUCAUAAUUGUUUUUGCUCCUGAAUGGACUGCUGAACCUCUCAUUGAGGCAGCAAUAAAACUAAAUGUCACAAAAAAAGUGUGGAUUGCCGGGGAUGCAUGGUCCUUAAACAAAGAGAUCCCCAAGAAAAAAGGCAUCAGAAACAUUGGAACUGUACUCGGGGUGUCUCAACCAAGAAUGACAAUACCUGGUUUCACUGAUUUCAUUCAUUCUUCCAGAAGCCAGACUCAUU